AAAAAAAAUUCACAACGGUAUGAUAGCUAAAACUGGUGAAAUACCACAUCAAGUAUCAAUUCAAAGAGAAGGACAUCAUCACUGCGGUGGUAGUAUCAUUGAUGAGUAUCACAUAUUAACAGCUGCUCAUUGUGUUGUCGAGGAAGAUGGUCAACAAACUCAGGGCCUAAAAGUUUUAAGUAGAACAAUUAAUUCAGUAACUGGAAUGAAUGGACAAUUACGAGAUAUUAAAUUAGUAAUUUCUCAUAAACAUUUUAAUUAUUCAAGAUAUGAGAAUGACAUUGCUAUAUUAUUGUUGGAUGUACCAAUUAGUUUUGAUGAGAAUCAAAAUAUAAUUAAAUUCUCUGGUGCAUCAUUUGAUAUGAAAUUAAAACCAGGUGAUAUUGUCAUUGCAAGUGGAUGGGGUGAAACAGAAAAUAAACAAUUAUCUGAAUUAUUAAAAACGGUGAAAACUCAUGUUAUAAGUAAUGAUAAAUGCUUACAAUUAGAUCCACGUACUAAAAGUCGAAAUUUUAUUUGUACUCAUUCACCACAUAGAAAUUGUGGUGUAAGUUUUGUAAGUUUUAUUUUACGAUUAAAGUAUUUAUUUAAAAUUAUUUUGUUAAUUAGAAUAUUAUACUUAUUUGUGACACAGGGUGACAGUGGUGGACCACUUGUUUAUGAAGGUGUUCUUGUUGGUAUUGCAGCACGUAGUUGGUGUAAUGGUAUUGCACCUGAUAUAUUUACAAGAAUUUCAAAAUACAAUGAAUGGAUAUAUCAAGUCCUUGCAGCCUUCCCAAAUUAA
Messenger RNA from Aphidius gifuensis, 784 nucleotides. Its product is annotated as chymotrypsin-2-like. The transcript is spliced from 2 exons. The record is from RefSeq and is a predicted model, not a curated record. Gene Ontology annotation, biological process: proteolysis. NCBI's taxonomy places the organism in Eukaryota, Metazoa, Arthropoda, Insecta, Hymenoptera, Braconidae. Gene Ontology annotation, molecular function: serine-type endopeptidase activity. Bases 20 to 784 code for a protein of 254 amino acids.